Messenger RNA from Penicillium longicatenatum, 1332 nucleotides. RefSeq names its product PQ-loop repeat-containing protein. The transcript has a single exon. The record is from RefSeq and is a predicted model, not a curated record. NCBI's taxonomy places the organism in Eukaryota, Fungi, Ascomycota, Eurotiomycetes, Eurotiales, Aspergillaceae. The coding region runs from base 1 to 1332 and encodes 443 amino acids.
AUGUUUCCUCCAUUGUUACGAAAUCUGGCAGCUGGGUCACUUCCCGACCACUGUGAACCCACGUCGCCCUUCUUGACCGCUAUCUCCUCACAUCUCCACAUCUGUCUCCCCACACCUCUCGCGUUGGUGUCGAUCAUCCUAGGAAACCUGAGUUUUGUGUCAUGGCUCUUCGCACAACUACCACAAAUCUUCAAGAACUACCAGCUGCAGUCAACAUCAGGACUGUCUAUUUUCUUCCUGAUCAUCUGGUGUGCAGGAGAUAUCAGCAAUCUCAUAGGUGCAUUGUUCACCCGGCAGGCAGGAUGGCAGGUUAUGGUUGCCUGCUACUACGUUUUCGUUGACGUUACCUUGGUCAUCCAGUUUUUCUGGUAUACACACUAUAAGACCCGGCGUUACGAGGGAUACGAUGAUCUUCAAUCCUCUCAUCACCACCACCAAGAGUCAGACGCACGGGGUGAAUUCCUGCAAGGCAACAAUGCGACCCACCAACCCCAUGGUCCGGUCGACAUGACGAUUAAGACAACAGAUGUUCAUGAUAUGGGUGUUCAAACAGGCUCAACCUUCAAUUCUACAAUUGCCCGGAGCGCCUCUUACACAAAUGAGAAGCAAUCCUCACGUCGACCCGUGCGUUUGGGGAGCAGCGCUACCAGCCCACCAUUUGCGCUACCCCGCACAAUGCUAAUCGCCUCUUUGGUCUGCGCCGUCCUGGCAAAUGCAGCACCAACCGAGCCCAAACCCUCACCUCAUCCACCCAUCACUCACGCACCCAACGAGGCCAUCCUUGAGAUCGUAGGCCGCAUCUUCUCCUGGGCGUCGACGCUCCUCUAUCUCGGCUCGCGCCCACCACAGCUGUACAAAAAUUACUGCCGCAAGAGCACAGAGGGUCUCUCACCCUUGAUGUUCCUUGCAGCUUUUUGUGGAAACCUGUUCUACUCGACUUCGUUACUGACCAACCCCAACGCUUGGUCUGAUUUUGCACCAUAUGGCGGCGGAGGCUGGGCCGAUAGUCACGGAAAUGACCGCCUGGAAUGGAUCGGGCGGGCGUUGCCUUUUUUCCUGGGUGCCUUCGGAGUCUUGGGACUGGAUGGAUUCAUGGGUGUGCAGUUCCUCAUGUACGGAGCCCUCGAUGAGGACGACGAGAGUUUUGUUAGCUCGGAUGAUGGAGAUGGAAAGCGUGGUCGGGGCCGGUGGAGACGCGUGCGGGGAUGGAUGCGUGGUUGGAUCCCUUCGGCUUCGCCCCCUCCUGGUGAUCGCUCACGCUCGUGCUCUGCUAGACCACAGGAAGGGCAAGCUCUUCUUGGUGCCGAGCAGGGGCGGUAUGGCACUGUUUAA